UUGGCGUUGCUCGCUUCGCCCGCCAGCCUUUUAUAACCCUCGCCUCUCUGGCUCUCUCUCUCUCUAACCACUGCUAGCCACCUCGCCUCCGCGCCCCGUCGCGACCACUCGCGAAGUAAUUCCCGUCCCGCACACCUGACUACGCCGAGGCCCCGGCGUCGCCUCCGCCCGCCGGACGCGGAAGCCAUGGCGCCGGCGGUGGGGAUCAAGCGCCCGGCCGCGCAGACCAUCACGCUGCCGCCGCCGCCGUCGGUGCGCGACGCCCUGCGGUCCACGAUCCCGUCGCAGCCCGCAGAGGCGCCGCCGGCCGCGGAGAGGGCGCCCGCGGCGCCCGCGGCGGCGGCGGAGGGGUUCCUGUGCCUGGAGGAGGUGGACGGGAGGCGCUGGAGCUACGUGGUGGACCGCGGCGGGGCCGUCAAGGGGAGGGGCAGGGGCGGGGCAGCGGGCCCCGCGGGGGCCUCCGUCAGGGCCGUGCCGCUGCAGUCGCCGCUUCCGCCGGCCGAGGAAAUAAUGGCAUUCAUAAGAUCGUAUGUCGUACCUGAAGGGUUUCCAGACAGUGUUACACCUUCAUACGUCCCAUACAUGACCUGGAGGGCUUUGAAGCAUUUCUUUGGUGGAGCAAUGGGAGUAUUUACGACAAGAACCUUGCUGAGCUCUGUUGGAGUCUCUCAAAGCAAGGUUACACCAGGUGCCAUUGCUAUCAACUGGAUCCUCAAGGAUGGUGCUGGGCGUGUUGGUAAAAUGCUUUUUGCACGUCAAGGAAAGAAGUUUGACUACGACCUAAAGCAGCUGCGGUUUUCUAGUGAUCUCUUGCUGGAGAUAGGAGCUGGUAUCGAAUUAACUACUGCAGCAUUCCCUCAAUUUUUCCUGCCUAUGGCUUGCGUAGCAAAUGUUGUAAAGAACGUCGCUGCUGUUACAUCAACCUCAACACGCGCUCCAAUCUAUAAGGCCUAUGCAAGAGGAGAAAACAUUGGUGAUGUCACUGCUAAAGGCGAAUCUGUCGGGAACAUUGCAGAUCUGUUGGGUACUGGUCUGAGCAUCUUUAUCUCAAAAAGGAAUCCAUCGCUGGUGACUUCGUUUGCCUUUCUGUCCUGUGGAUACCUCCUGAGUUCAUAUCAAGAGGUAAGAUCUGUUGUGCUGAAUACCCUAAACAGGGCAAGGUUUACAGUUGCAGUGGAUUCCUUUAUUAAAACUGGUCACAUUCCCUCCUUGAAGGAAGGAAACUCACAGGAGACCAUAUUUAAUCCACCUUGGCGGCAUGAGCCAGUUGCAAUAGGUUCACGAUUUGGAGAAGCAUUUCAAGAGCCUGCUUCAUUUGUUGCCAUCAGACCUCUAUUUGAGGAUGAGAGAUACAUAGUAACAUAUAAUCCAACAAAGGAUAAAGUAUAUGCUUUGCUCAAGGACCAAGCGAAAUCAGACGACAUUAUCAAAGCUGCUUUCCAUGCUCAUGUGCUACUGCAUUUCAUAAAUGCAUCACAUGCACGGAGGCUGAAGCAGAAGCAGAGGCAGGCAAACCCGGACCGAUCAGACUAUGGAAGCCUGUACUCAAGAAACAUGGAUUUCCUGGCACACAUUGCUGAAUCUUGCAAAAUCGUUUCUUCAUCAUAUGGAACAUUCAAGAAGAAAGCGAGGGAACAGGGUUGGAUAAUGUCCGAAUCACUGCUCAACCCUGGAAAGGCUCGAUUGUGUGGGGCAAAACCACUAUGAGUCUACUGUCCUUCUGUUUAAUAUAUGCCCAACAAUAGGUGUGAAUCGGUGAAACCUUCAAUCGCAAUUCCCAAGCUACCAAAUUCCACGCGAUGUGAAGAAUGCCUGAAUGAAGAUGAAUAAAACAAUGCAGUGGAGAGGUGGUGAGCUGGUUUGCACGCAAGGGGUCAACGAGGGGGACUUGAAACUGCUAGCUGCACAGAUUAGGAGCUUGUAUUUAUGUUCGCUGUAUCAUAUAUGGUGUAGCCAUCCUGCUGUAACCUGUUUUGCGUUUUGGUCGGCUGCGGAGCUUCUUGUUUGAGUGUCCUUGGAGCUGUUUCUUUUAUUUUUUUUCUUCCUCUGCGGACUUGCGUACUCGAGAGCUGCUGAUCCUCUUCCUUCUAACUUAGCACCAUUUAGUAAAUUCCAGCUUUCUUCCUCUUCAUGCCGUCGACGACGGUUUCCAUCUUGUACAUACAUGCUCGGUAAUAACUUUAAAGCCUUUGCGUUUCUAUUUUCUGGGAA
This is a messenger RNA of Panicum virgatum (switchgrass), 2211 nucleotides long. RefSeq names its product protein root UVB sensitive 6-like. The coding region runs from base 187 to 1707 and encodes 506 amino acids. The transcript has 15 exons. The record is from RefSeq and is a predicted model, not a curated record. NCBI's taxonomy places the organism in Eukaryota, Viridiplantae, Streptophyta, Magnoliopsida, Poales, Poaceae.